CGUCAGACCUCAUAAGGCGGAAUAUGCCGGAGAACUAUGCAGCUAAAGUCACGGUGGCUGUCACGUCACGCCUAACCUGAAGCCAUACUCAUCUGAGUCCCUCUCGAUAUCCAGCGACUUACGACUAAUGGCUGAAUCCUUGCGUUUUCUCGGCUCCCUCCCCGGCCACAAAGGAUGGGUUACCGCUAUUGCUACCUCCUCGGAGAACCCAGACAUGAUUCUGACGGCUUCCCGAGACAAGACCAUCAUCGUCUGGCAGCUUACUCGUGAUGAAGACACGUACGGCUACCCCAAACGAAUUCUUCAUGGCCACAACCACUUCGUCUCUGACAUCGUCAUCUCUUCCGAUGGACAAUUCGCCCUUUCCUCCUCUUGGGACCACACCCUGCGUCUCUGGGAUCUGAACACUGGUCAGACCACCCGCAGAUUUGUUGGCCACACCUCCGAUGUCUUGUCUGUCAGCUUCAGCGCAGACAACAGACAGAUUGUCUCUGGUUCGCGUGACCGAACAAUCAAACUUUGGAACACUCUUGGAGAGUGCAAGUAUGAUAUCAAGGAUGAUGGUCACACUGAGUGGGUGUCAUGCGUGCGCUUCAGCCCCAACGUCAUGAACCCUGUUAUUGUGUCUUGUGGAUGGGACAAGGUUGUGAAGGUCUGGGAACUCUCCAAGUUCAAAUUAAAGACCAACCACUACGGCCACACCGGCUACAUCAACACUAUCUCUGUCUCUCCUGAUGGUUCCCUUGCUGCAUCAGGUGGCAAGGACGGCAUUACCAUGCUUUGGGACCUGAACGAGGGCAAGCACCUUUACUCGCUUGAGGCUGGUGACAUCGUCAAUGCUCUUGUGUUCUCGCCCAACCGCUACUGGCUAUGCGCUGCCACUGCCAGCUGCGUUAAAAUCUUUGACCUUGAGAGCAAGUCAAUUGUUGACGAGCUCAAGCCCAGCUUCACUGAUGUUGGCCCCAACUCACGGGAACCCGAGUGUGUGUCAAUCGCAUGGUCAGCAGACGGGCAGACGUUGUUUGGUGGAUUCACUGACAACCUUGUUCGUGUCUGGACUGUCACUUCUUAAAAUCUUCCGGGGAAGUCGCGUGGUGGAGGACAGAUUGAGGUUUACCCUACGCAUCGUUUUUACUGUAGCAGGCUGCUUGCAUCUCAAAAAAAAAACAUUGCAUUUCUCAAUUCCUG
Molecule: messenger RNA, 1188 nt
Organism: Suillus fuscotomentosus
Lineage: Eukaryota; Fungi; Basidiomycota; Agaricomycetes; Boletales; Suillaceae
Product: guanine nucleotide binding protein beta subunit
Exons: 5
Coding region: 128-1072 (314 amino acids)
Biological process (GO): positive regulation of protein phosphorylation; rescue of stalled cytosolic ribosome
Cellular component (GO): cytosol; nucleus
Molecular function (GO): translation regulator activity; ribosome binding; protein kinase C binding
Source: RefSeq, a predicted model, not a curated record